This is a messenger RNA of Sinocyclocheilus grahami, 607 nucleotides long. Its product is annotated as tetraspanin-13-like. Gene Ontology annotation, cellular component: membrane. NCBI's taxonomy places the organism in Eukaryota, Metazoa, Chordata, Actinopteri, Cypriniformes, Cyprinidae. The transcript is spliced from 5 exons. The record is from RefSeq and is a predicted model, not a curated record. The annotation marks the transcript as partial.
AUGGUCAGUCUUCUAAUGGUUGGUGUUGCAGCAUGGGGCAAAUGGUUCGGGCUGGUCUCUAGUUUCAGGGUGAUGGCUGCUGUCAUUGCUGUUGGACUGUUUCUCUUCGUCGUGGCCAUUAUUGGAUUGUGUGGAGCUGUGAAGCAUCAUCAAGUCCUCUUGUUCUUCUACAUGCUCAUUCUCUUCGUGGUAUUCAUGGUGCAGUUUUCAGUAUCAUGUGCCUGCUUGGCGAUUAAUAAAGAACAGCAGAACCUGCUCCUGGAGAUAGGAUGGAAUAAGUCUGAAUCAAUGCAGGAGGAUUUGGAAAGAUCGCUGGAUUGCUGUGACUUCCUUGAAGUUAACUACAAUGAGAGCUGUGUCGCUACCUGUUUCAAGGAUCAAACAUGUCGACCAUGUUCAGUUAUAAUCCAGGCCUAUGCUGACGACGCUUUACAGUUUGUUGGAGGAGUCAGUCUGUUUUUCAGUUUUACAGAGAUUCUGGGUGUCUGGUUAGCACAUAGAUACAGGAAUCAGAAAGAUCACCGGCAAAAUCCUGGAGCUUUCAUUUAAAGCACACACAUAUACAAGACUUUCAGCUAUACUGAAUUUUUGUUCUUGAAUGGACUUU